Messenger RNA from Marmota monax (woodchuck), 6143 nucleotides. It is a transcript of the gene Tub, whose product is annotated as TUB bipartite transcription factor. The record is from RefSeq and is a predicted model, not a curated record. The transcript has 12 exons. The coding region runs from base 204 to 1724 and encodes 506 amino acids. Gene Ontology annotation, biological process: protein localization to cilium. Lineage: Eukaryota; Metazoa; Chordata; Mammalia; Rodentia; Sciuridae. Gene Ontology annotation, cellular component: cilium.
CUUUGCCCACCGCUACGCGCAGACAGCCGCUCGCAAAGCCCGCGGCUGGGGCCCUGGCGUGCAGCGCGGGCCUCGGCGGGGCCCAGCGCCCCGGCCUGGGAGGAUGCGGCCCGAGGCGGCCCAGGAGCUGAGUAGGGCCCCUGCGUCGGCCCCAGCUGGUCCCGGCUUCCAGAGCCGCAGCCGCCGCCCCGCCCCCGAGAGACAUGACUUCCAAGCCGCAUUCCGACUGGAUUCCCUACAGUGUCUUAGAUGAUGAGGGCAGCAACCUGAGGCAGCAGAAGCUUGACCGGCAGCGGGCCCUGCUGGAACAGAAGCAGAAGAAGAAGCGCCAGGAGCCCCUGAUGGUGCAGGCCAAUGCAGAUGGACGACCCCGGAGCCGGCGGGCCCGGCAGUCAGAGGAACAAGCCCCCCUGGUGGAGUCCUACCUCAGCAGUGCUGGCAGCACCAGUUACCAAGUUCAAGAGGCCGACUCACUUGCCAGUGUGCAGCUGGGAGCUGCCCACCCAACAGCACCAGCCUCAACCAAGAAAACCAAGGCAGCUGCUGCAUCUGGGGGCCAGAGUGGGGUCUCUAGGAAGGAGAAGAAGGGAAAGCACAAAGGCACCGGCGGGCCAGCAGCACUGGCAGAAGACAAAUCUGAGGCCCAAGGCCCAGUGCAGAUCCUGACUGUGGGCCAAUCAGACCACGCGCAGGAUGCAGGGGAGACAGCAGCUGGUGGGGGCACCCUGUCCAGCCAGCAGGACCUGCGUGCCACGAUGCAGAGGAAGGGCAUCUCCAGCAGCAUGAGCUUUGAUGAGGAAGAGGAAGAUGAGGAUGAGAACAGCUCUAGCUCCUCCCAGCUAAACAGCAACACCCGCCCCAGCUCUGCCACUAGCAGGAAGUCCAUCAGGGACACAGCCUCAGCCCCCAGCCCAACAGCCCCAGAGCCACCAGUGGAUGUUGAGGUCCAGGAUCUUGAGGAGUUUGCCCUGAGGCCAGCACCCCAGGGAAUCACCAUCAAAUGCCGCAUCACACGGGAUAAAAAGGGGAUGGACCGGGGCAUGUACCCCACCUACUUCUUGCACCUGGACCGUGAGGAUGGAAAGAAGGUGUUCCUCCUGGCAGGAAGAAAGAGAAAGAAAAGCAAAACUUCCAAUUACCUCAUCUCUGUGGACCCAACAGACUUGUCUCGAGGAGGGGACAGUUACAUCGGAAAACUGCGGUCCAACCUGAUGGGUACCAAGUUCACAGUUUAUGAUAAUGGAGUCAACCCUCAGAAGGCAUCAUCCUCUACUUUGGAAAGUGGAACCUUGCGUCAGGAGCUGGCAGCUGUGUGCUAUGAGACAAAUGUCCUAGGCUUCAAGGGGCCUCGGAAGAUGAGCGUAAUUGUCCCAGGCAUGAACAUGGUUCACGAGAGAGUCUCCAUCCGCCCUCGCAAUGAACAUGAGACACUACUAGCACGCUGGCAAAAUAAGAACACGGAGAGUAUCAUUGAACUGCAAAACAAGACACCUGUCUGGAAUGAUGACACACAGUCCUACGUACUCAACUUCCAUGGACGUGUCACACAAGCCUCUGUGAAGAACUUCCAGAUCAUCCAUGGCAAUGACCCGGACUACAUCGUCAUGCAGUUUGGCCGGGUAGCAGAGGAUGUAUUCACCAUGGAUUACAACUAUCCGCUGUGUGCACUGCAGGCCUUUGCCAUUGCUCUGUCCAGCUUUGACAGCAAGCUGGCCUGUGAGUAGAGGCUUCCUUUGGGGUUGCCCAGCCUGGAGUGGAGCUUGCCUGCCUGCCUGCCUGUGGAGACAGCCCUGCCUGCCCUGUUUAUAGGCCUUCUGCCAGAUGAAGCUUUGGCCCUCAGUGGGCUCCCUGAGGAACUGGCUCCUCUGCCUCUGCUGCUAGGGCAAGGGAGUAGUGGGUAGGUGUGAAGGGAUGAGAGUCAUUCUUUCUGUGCCCCCAAGGUCACCACACACCCCAUUCUUGGGUUAGUAUCCUGCUGUAAUUGUUGGCCGAGCUGGGCAACCUCCUCAGCUGGGAAGGCUGCAAGAGGCAUAGAGAGGGAGGAAGCACAAGCAAGGCUGCGGUGGCCCAGCUGUCUACUCAUCUAGGAGUCAGAUGACAACAGGUGCCCCAACAGGGGCAGAGAGUGUGUAUGUGUAUGUGUGUGUGUGCACGCACACGUGCGUAUUUGCAUGUAUGAGUAGGGCACAUUAACUUAUGUAGCAGAGGGCUUGGCAGCCAAGCCUGGUCCCUUCAACUGCAGAAAGCCUUCCAACUUCAGAAGGCCCCAGCCAGGCCUGAGGGAAGUUAAGGGAGCAGUGGGGAUAGAUGAGUGGCAGGACAGCCACUAUGGCAAGGGGUUCCCUAUCUGGCUGUGGGAAUCAGCUGGUGGUUUAGAGUUCUAGCUAAUUUUUCUCCAGGUUUGUUCUGUGCUUGCAGAGGCAAAGGGAACCCACCUCUUAAGGCCAAAUAUCUUAAUAGAUGGGUACUACAAGAAGUACAUGGAUAGGCUCCCUGGACAGGGCUGUCCUGGGGGCCCUGCCAACUGGCCCAGGAGCUCUCUGCUGAGCAGCCCCAGUGCAACCCCUGGGAAAUGCAGAUGGGAACCAGGUCACCAGCCCUUGCUGGAAAAGUACCAUUCCCAAGCCAAGGCAUGCUCCAGGAAGAAUCUUACCUCUCUCUGGAAAGACCCAGCUGUGGGUGCUCUUGACUGUGUUUCAGCUCUCACUGCUAUCAGCCAAAUUAUGGUUGUUGAAGGCUAUGCGUGGUUCUUUUUGGAAGGGAAUGGGACAGGGUGAGGAAAGGAGAGACUAUUUUUAAAUCAAGAGAUCAGAGGUGGCAGGACACUUAGAGAUCAACUUGUUGCUUUCAGUGAAUCAUGUUGAAAAAUGGGACUUUCCCUGGGUUAGUUAGCUGGUUUAAUGACUGAGUUCAUAAUCUCAAGUUCUUUCAUUUGUUUCCACUUUCCCCCAAGAAACUAGUAUCUAUGGCUCUCUGGCCUUAUGGAGCCCAUUCUGCAUGCCCUUUUCCCUUCCUGAUUCAAGAGAUUUAGACACAUCCUGGUUGGUAUAUAUGACGGAAGCCAUUUCAGUAGAGAAUUGGGUAUUUCCCUGUUGGAAAUUGUCUGGCUUUUUUGCAUGUCAGUCUGAUCAGGAUUGGCCUUUGUCCGGCCCCUCCAUGAGGACUGCACAGUUGUGAGCAGACCUUAGCAAGCUGCGACACAAUUCUCUGUCUAGAUGUGACAGGCAGCCUAAGCGUUACAGGACUUGGCCUAAACGUUCCCUCCACUGCCACUAUUUCUUGGAUGGCACCAUCCACCCUACAGGCUUAGGGACUCUAAACUCUUGUUCAGGCUGUUUACCUUGGCAGAGUCUUCUUACCCAGAUAGUGAUCAGAAAUCUGUGGGAAGCAAACAGCAGUUGGACCUUGCUUUAGAGUAGAAAUGCUUGGAAGGGCUAAGUAGAAAUUUUAAAUAAAUACAAGUCAUACUUUAAACAUAUUAGUGAGGCUCUAUAGGUGAAGUUGUUUUGACUUAAGUGGAAUUAGUAUGCUCUCAUUUUUGUAAUCAACAUUUUUCUAUGUGAAUGCUUAAAACAAGGCACACCUGCUUUUAACAGGAGCUGCCCACACCUAAACCAUACAUCUCUCAAGAGGCCCCUCCUGUAACCUAGCCUUUGUUAACAUGGUCUGGUUUUUAGAGAGCAUCAGGACUUUCUGUUCUGGUGCUGGUUCACUUCCUGAUGAAAGAUUGUGGUGCCAUCCUCCCUUCUGUAGUUCUCAUUUGGCUUUUCCUUCCCUGACUCUGGAGACCUCUUGAUACUUGACUUGUUGGAAACCAGAUGAUCUCUAAAGUCUGACCAAGCUGUUUCUUUAGGCCUAUGACUUUAAGGUAGAAUAGGCUGAAUCUGGAGUCAGCGGCAGAGUGAAAUAAUCAGAAGCACAAUGGAAAUACUGUGGGCCUCUGCUCUCUGCUUCAGCACACAUGUCAGUGGGGUAGCUGGCUAUUUUGGUAGGGUCAGGAGAUGUAGGCUGAGCUUUCUAGCCUGGGAGUAAAGGGGAGCCUUAGCACAAAAUCUUCUGGGCACUGGUGACAAGCAAGAGCAGUUGAGUCACUUAAUUAAGACCAGCCUCACAAGGUCAGCUCUUAAGACCCCAUUCCUGGUGUUGCUGCCUUUCCUUGACCACUGGCCCUGUGGCCAGGGGCCCAUGGACUCACAAAGCUGCCAAGGCCCUGGAGACCACCUGGGUUUAGCCUCUCUCACGGUAAGAGUUCCUGCCCUUCUGCCCAGAUGGUCCUUGAUUGGACAGUGAACCAGUGAUAGGAUAAGCAGUUCCUAAAGAUGUAGGGCAGCUGGGACCUUAGGCAGCUCCUCUAUACCUACUCCUGGCUCUGUACCCCAGAACUCUAUACUUCUGCUCCCAAAUGGUUCCUCUACUCUCCAAGUCUAGCUCCCCUACCCCUCCUUCUGGCUCCAAGGUGCUCUGUGUCCAUCUGUGGUGUGUGUGUGCGUGUGUGUGUGUGCACGCGUGCACGCACACGUCAGCAUGUCUCUUGUAUCUGGGGAAAAGGGCAGCAAUCUGCAGUGAACUGAGGUUUCUUAUCAUAUUUCUAAGGAUGAGUAGGAAAAGAAUAAGGAUGCAGUUAACAAUCCCUGUGGCUUCUGUCUCUUCAUUUCAUGCUCUUUGAAAGAAAGUGUUCCUGGGAAAUUACCAGCUUUUAUCCCAAGUUUCUGAGCAGGAGGAGACCAUCUAAGAAAGCUGUUAAGUCAUUCAGUUCCCACCUGGCAUUAUCAGAAGAGAUUGGUCUGUUGCGUACAUACUUUUCAGAUGAGUCUGAAUAUAUUCUAGUGACGGUGCCUUAAAAAUCACACUAGUUCAGGGGAAGCAUGUAAGGUCCAGAUCCAUGAGGACAGGUGUUGGGAGUCAAGGGGUGUGAUGUGGGCAGGCUAGAAGAGAACUCUUGAAGCCCACCUCCUAACAAGACUGUAGAAGCAGUUUUUCUUCAUACUGGAAAUAGCAAGACAUUUGCUACUAAAACACACUUACCACUUAUGUAGAGGUAAUUCUAAAUUUAACAAGCAAUAGGGGUGAUUUUAGAGGAAAAUAUUCAUGCUUUGUGCAGAUGGGGUCUGCAUUGAGUGAAGGUGCUGGGAUAGCCUGUCUAUGGCUCUGUUAUGCAAGCACAAAUUCCAUCUCUUGGAUGGAUGCCCUGGUUUUCCCUUACCACAGUAACCUUGACCUUCCCUUCUCUAUAACUCCAUGCCCCAGCUGGAACAUCCCUGUGACCUCAAGAUGCCAGGUGGCCAUCAGAGCACAUUCUUCCAGGGAGCUGAGUUUGCUUUCCUAUGAUACCUAGCACUGUGACUGGGGCCAGUUACAUUUCCCUGGGCCCUGGCUUGUAAGCUUGUCACAGCUCCCAGUAAUAGGCCAAGGAAUGGUUUCUUAAGUUCGAGUUUUGGCAGCCUGCCUUGUGUAUCUCCAGUUUGCAAUUUUCUGUCAUCUUAAGAUAUACAAGGGAGGGACAGAAAAGAAAUAUUGACGAAUUGGUUUUAAGUUUCCAAUGAAAUGGAAAGAUAUGUUGGUCUUACAGAAAGUAGUACUGAACUUAGUAGCUAUAUGAUUUUGAGCAAACUGCAUGAACUCUCUAGGUCUGUUUUCUUAAUUGAAGAUGCUGGAUUAUCAAAGCUUGCUGUAGGAUUCAGGGUGAAUGAAAUUUAAUUUCAUCACACUACCUUUUCUAGCUCAUCAUUGUGCCUUCUUUCUUAAGAAAGACAAUGCACCCCUCUCCUUUGUUCUCCUGUCCCCCACCCCCCAUCAAGGUCCAGGUAGAGCUGGAGGUGAGGCUAAGGUCCAGAGUUCUUAGAGAGCAACUCAGAAUGGCUUAGAAGGGGAAGCCCAACUCUGGCCUCUUCAAUCCUACAUUUGAAGAUAGAGGGGACUUGGUCAGGAUGGGUAACAUUCCUCUUGCUGGGAACACAUAUUUAGCCAGUUUUCAUAAUGCCUAGAAUGUGUAUGUCUACUUGCACAAGAUUGUCUUUUCCUAUUUUGGAGUGGUCAGACAUUUUAUUUUUGUUCAAAAUUAUCUGGAGUUUUAGACAAACUUGCAAAACUGUGCUUUUAUUAAGUGACUUUUUGAAUAAACUUUUUUGGUAUUCUGAAGCAAA